Molecule: messenger RNA, 456 nt
Organism: Psilocybe cubensis
Lineage: Eukaryota; Fungi; Basidiomycota; Agaricomycetes; Agaricales; Agrocybaceae
Exons: 2
Coding region: 1-456 (151 amino acids)
Cellular component (GO): mitochondrion
Source: RefSeq, a predicted model, not a curated record
AUGUCUUCCUCCAUCAUUCGCCGCGCAGUCAUUGCGCGUCCUGCCCUCAGAUGUAGGACUGUUGUGAACUCUGUUAGAUCAUAUGCGACCCCUUCAAACGAGGAAAUCGACCCUCAACUCAAUGGUUAUCCUCAACUUCCAUGGAAGUCCAGACAGGAACUUCCACCCUUAGGCUGGCAAGAUCCCUUGUACAGAAGAAACUUUGGAGACACGCUUCAUGAACAAGAAGAAGUUCUGUCUAUGUGGGGUCCCGACGUACCGCCAAUCGCCCCCAACACCGCUGUGCGCCAUUUCCUUAUUGCGGCCGCUGGUUUCGUCGCAUUUGGCUUUGGCGUCAAAUAUGUCUUACUUCAAGAUGCACCCGUAAUCCGCCGUGAAUACCCUUAUGACGGUCUUGUUAAAGAAUUGGGCGGCCUGGAGGAGAACAAGGCACGUAUAGUUAACUCGCUGUCGUAA